UCUACAUUGUAUAUACUUUCUUUCGGUAUCAUACACGUAUAAUAUAAAUUCAAAGUAACUUAGGAAAAAUAAAAAAUGGUGUAUAAAUCAGAAAAACCAAACCGGAAAUUGAAAUCACAGGAGAAGCAAAGGAAAGGAUUAUGGUCACCGGAAGAAGAUGAGAAGCUUAGGAGUUAUGUUCUCAAGUAUGGCCAUGGUUGCUGGAGUACCAUUCCUAUUCAUACUGGAUUGCAGAGGAAUGGGAAGAGUUGUAGAUUAAGGUGGGUUAAUUAUCUAAGACCAGGACUUAAGAAGUCUACAUUCACUAAAGAAGAGGAAAUUACACUUCUCUCACUUCACUCCAUGUUGGGUAACAAAUGGUCUCAGAUAUCGAAAUUUUUACCAGGAAGGACUGACAACGAGAUCAAAAACUACUGGCAUUCUAAUCUAAAGAAGGGUGUAACUUUGACGCAACUUGAAACCUCAAGAACCCAUCAAACACCUUCAAUCACAAACUCACUUGAGACCUUCCAGAGUUCAUCAACUGAAAGAUGUUCUUCAUCUAUCAAUCUCGGAGAAACAUUUAAUGCUCAAACCCCAAGCUUUUCGCCAAGUCUAGUGUUUUCCGAAUGGUUAGAUCACAGUUUGUUAAUGGAUCAGUCACCUCAAAACCUUGUUGUACCGCAAGAGAGAGGAUUCAUUGUACCAUGUGGACCUCUUCAUCAUUUAGAAAACAACUCUUCCCCUGAUUUGGUACCAACUUCAGAUUUUUUGUUGGAGGAUGAGAUAUCUGAGGUCGAGUUCUGUACUUCAUUUUCAGACAAUUUUUUGUUCGAAGGUCUCAUCAACGAGCUACGACAAAUGUAAAUGUUUGGAGAUCCAAGUAAAUGGGUUUAAAGUUAUUUAAGUAGAAGAGUAAAUAAAUAAAUACUCUAAUUUGUAAGUCCUUCACGUUGCUUCUGCUUUCACGCUUUUCUUGUUUGAUCAUUAUUUGACCUAUUACAUUAAGAUAUUGACUAAGAACAUCAAUUCUAACGAACACGAGAGUAUUUGAUUGGACUAGUCGGAUCAUCAAACAUUGUAAGAAAGGUAGCAAAACUCAGGUCUUAAACAGAGAUAUCAGAUUGGGAUGAAAGAGUUUGAGCAAAGUAAACAAAAUUUAAUGUCGGGAGAAUUCAAUAU
This is a messenger RNA of Camelina sativa (false flax), 1161 nucleotides long. The record is from RefSeq and is a predicted model, not a curated record. Lineage: Eukaryota; Viridiplantae; Streptophyta; Magnoliopsida; Brassicales; Brassicaceae.